Messenger RNA from Pungitius pungitius (ninespine stickleback), 1780 nucleotides. It is a transcript of the gene foxd2, whose product is annotated as forkhead box D2. Gene Ontology annotation, biological process: regulation of transcription by RNA polymerase II; cell differentiation; anatomical structure morphogenesis. The transcript has a single exon. NCBI's taxonomy places the organism in Eukaryota, Metazoa, Chordata, Actinopteri, Perciformes, Gasterosteidae. The record is from RefSeq and is a predicted model, not a curated record. The coding region runs from base 75 to 1184 and encodes 369 amino acids. Gene Ontology annotation, molecular function: DNA-binding transcription factor activity, RNA polymerase II-specific; RNA polymerase II cis-regulatory region sequence-specific DNA binding.
UGAGAGUAGCCUCGCCAGACUAGAAGGAGGAGGAAAUCUGGGAGAAAAGGGGAAGAGAAGCGGCGUCUCCGAGGAUGACUUUGGGGACGGAUAUGUCCGACAGCUCUGCAUUGUCCGAAGACGUGGACAUCGACGUGGUCGGGGGUGACAUAUCCGCGGGGAAGGACGGAAAGUACAUUCACCACGAGUUCAACUUGGACAAUGACUCGGACGAUAAUUACUCCCAGAACGCGGCCGAGAGGGUUUCUUCUCCCGGGCUCAGCAGCUCCGACUGCCCGUCCGACCAGAUGGGCUCCGGCGCGGAGGUCGGGACCGCCAUCGGGGAGAAAUCUAGGAAAGGCGCCCUGGUGAAGCCCCCGUACUCUUACAUCGCCCUGAUCACCAUGUCCAUCCUGCAGAGCCCCAAGAAGCGCCUCACCCUCAGCGAGAUCUGCGAGUUCAUCAGCAGCAGAUUCCCUUACUACCGGGAGAAAUUCCCCGCGUGGCAGAACUCAAUUCGCCACAAUCUCUCCCUGAACGACUGCUUCGUGAAAAUCCCGCGGGAGCCCGGCAACCCCGGGAAGGGCAACUACUGGACCCUCGACCCGGAUUCCGCAGACAUGUUCGACAACGGGAGCUUCUUGCGCCGGAGGAAGCGCUUCAAGAGGCACCAAACGAACGAGAUCCUGCGGGAGUCCGGCGGCUUUCUGCCCGGGUUUGGAUACGGCCCGUACGGAUACAACUAUGGACUCCAGCUGCAGAACUUCCACGCGGCCCACAACCCGUAUCACCCGCACCACGCAGGUGGCGCAUUCCCGUUCCCCAACGCCCCGUGCACCUUGCCCUCGUCGGCCUCCAUAUUCCCUGCGCCGCAUCACCUCCCCCCCCUUUUAGGGGCCGAUUUAAGAAAGACGUUUUACCCCCCAAUAAGCGCGUCCCUGCCGCCUCUCAAGACGGACUCGAGCACCCCGAGUCGGCCUUCGUUCUCCAUUGACAAUAUCAUCGGUGCGGCCAACUCCACCCCCGCCUCCUCCUACGGCGCGCAGCCGGGCAGCCAGGCUCAGAUCCUGGCCAUAUUAACCCCGGCACUGGCCUCCGCUUCCAACCAUUUGAACCUAUCGCAGGACAGCAGCAUAUUACCGGCCGGGCCACAGGGUCAGACUUUUUCCAGCAAAACCCCAAAUAUGAACACUUGUCCUUUCUAAGAAAACAUAAUAAUAAUAAUAGUAGUAAUAAUUAAAAAAAAUUGCAAGAAUGAGAAGCUUUUAUUAUAAAGUUAAGUGUGGCUUCGUCCUGUGUGAAGGUAGGCUGCGGCUCUCCCCGUGUCCCUAUCAUUGUAAGAGGAGAGAACGGUUUAUUUAUGGUGUGUAAAUAUGUGUAUAAUAUUGAGACCAAUGCAAGAGAGGUCUUUUUAAACAGUGCUGACUUUGACUCCAUUUGUCAAUGGGGGGAGAGAAAAAAAAAACAAGAUCCUGUUAUUUUUUAACAUAAGUUAAAAAAGGGUUUUCCGACUUUCUGUUUUUUAAAUAGUUGAUAAUUUUCAUGAUUAACGUUGUUUUUGUUUUGUGCGUCGUGAUAAAUUGGCACUGUUGUUGUUGUUGUUGAAUAGAGAUGAUCGAGACGGCAAACUCAGGUUUUUAAGCACAUGGAGAAGAAGUUUGGGCUUCUGACACAAGAAUAGCCGUUUCCCACUAUCACUCCUUCCUCCAGUGAUUCUCCUCCACAUGGUGAAUUUGUGACAAUGUCAUUUCAUGUCGUCAGUGGACACGUAGGCUGUGGUUUUGGUAAAAGAAAAAAAGAA